Molecule: messenger RNA, 1964 nt
Organism: Xenopus tropicalis (tropical clawed frog)
Lineage: Eukaryota; Metazoa; Chordata; Amphibia; Anura; Pipidae
Gene: fbxo7
Product: F-box protein 7
Cellular component (GO): nucleus; cytosol; mitochondrion
Molecular function (GO): protein kinase binding
Source: RefSeq, marked provisional
CAAGUGUCUGCCGGUGAGAGAGGCGGGAGGUUGCGGCUGCACAAGGAAACAGGAAUAGAAGUGAAAGAGACGAGCUCUGUGGCCCCCGCAGAAGUGAAAGUGAUAGUGCUGCGUCAUGCACCCAGGCACAGACCCACGGCACUAACAGCAGCCCCACAGGCCGACAUCUGAAACUGGGACGCGCAGCCAAUAAGAAUGAAGCUGAGGGUGAGAGUGAGGAAGCAGACCAAUCGCUUAGAGCUGGAGGCGGAGAGUCCGACCCUGGGAGACUUGCGCAGUAAAUUAUCCUCCGUCACCCUGCCGGCUCUGGGCUACAGCACUGAGGCAAAUUUCACCAUCACACUGAAUGGCAAAGAUGCCCUGACUGGGGAUCAGAACACUCUGGAGUCUGCGGGGAUCAUCUCCGGGGAUCUGAUUGUUGUGGUACUGCCGGACUCUCAGCUGCCCCCGCCGCAGCCAGCUCCUGCUCCGGCCCCCGAUAAGCGGGAUCUUGGCUGCCCCCUGGUGGAUCCCAGCCAACCCUGCAGCUCGACUAACAAGAGGCCCAAGAGCCAGUCAGAUGAUAGCACAGGAGCCCAAGCCAUGGCUCAGGCUGCCCAGCAAGCCCCUCCCUCAGCGGAGGACGUGGCCAUGGAGGAUGGGAUGUCGGGCCCGGCCUGGGAGGUGAUGCUCUGCAGCGAGGCACUAGAUGGGAAAAUCCCCCACUCCCUGGAGGUUCUGUACCAAACUGCCGGCUGCACCGGCGCCAGCGACGCGUUCAUAGUCGCCAUCCACCUACUGAUGCUGGAGACUGGCUACUUACAGAAGGGUGCUGAAAGCAAGGUGCUGUGUAUGCCGCAGGAUUGGCGCAGCGGGGGGGCCUACAGGCUGCACUACACUCACCCUCUGUGCGCUGAAGUCUCGGCCACCUUGGCUUGUUUGCCGAUGGGCAAGCUGGUCAUAAUCAAUGCCACCCUGAAGAUUAACAGCGAGAUGAAAAGUGUGCGGAAACUUCAGCUGUCGACCAAUUCCUACAUUUCCUACCCCGAGACAGAUAACAACAUUGCCUCUGUGUAUAAGGAUCUGCAGAAGUUAUCGGGGCAGUUUAAAGACCAGGUGGCCUACCCUCUGCUUGCUGCUGCCCGGCAAGUGCUGAACCUCCCGGAUGUGUUCGGGCUACUCGUUCUCCCCCCGGAGCUCAAGCUCAGGAUUUUCCGCCUGUUGGACAUUCGCUCCCUUCUCAGCCUCUCGGCCACCUGUAAGGAGUUCUUGGCCGACACCAACGACCCCUCCCUGUGGCGGUUCCUGUGCGUCCGAGACUUCCGGAAUAACCUUCCAAGGAGUUUGGACAUGGAUUGGAAAAAGCUCUACAGGGAGAAGUACAAGCAGAAGAUGGAGCGCAGCCGCUUUGUACGCCGGCACUUCCUGCCCCCCAGGAUCACCCACCCUUACCCUUAUUACCCCAACAUCUUCCCCCCUGACUUAAAUUACCCUCCGGGUAUCAUCGGGGGUGAAUACGACCAAAGGCCCUUCCCCCCUAUCCUGGACCCCAGUUUCAUCCCCCGAGUCGGGCCGACUUCCUCGCACUUCAGUCCCUUAUCCAACCCCUUUAAAGUCACAGUCCCCUUUUCUGAGAGCGACCCAUCGAUCCCGGGGCCCAGCAGUCUCCGCCCCAGCAGAGGAAGGGGCCCCGACAUCCGGAGGGGCUUCAUAUGAACUCCCGGGGGGGUCGGAGACAUUCGGAGGUCGGACUGUUGCACUGGAUGUUUCCCCUUAAGUUGUGAAUAAGCCCCUGGCGCUGGACUUCCUGCUUUGUUAUUAUCUGGGGUACAUGGGGCAAAUGGGGGCAGUUACCCCCCCACUGGGGUGUUUCUAUUACUAAUAGAACUGUUUGUUAAGAAUAAUUAAGAGCGGGGGCUUGGGGAAACUUUUUUUUUUUUUUUUUAUUAUUUAUGACAUCAAUAAAUAAAUACAAAUACAGAGAA